Messenger RNA from Sinocyclocheilus rhinocerous, 1000 nucleotides. Its product is annotated as beta-1,4 N-acetylgalactosaminyltransferase 1-like. NCBI's taxonomy places the organism in Eukaryota, Metazoa, Chordata, Actinopteri, Cypriniformes, Cyprinidae. Gene Ontology annotation, biological process: UDP-N-acetylglucosamine metabolic process; UDP-N-acetylgalactosamine metabolic process. The coding region runs from base 23 to 1000 and encodes 325 amino acids. Gene Ontology annotation, molecular function: acetylgalactosaminyltransferase activity. The transcript has 9 exons. The record is from RefSeq and is a predicted model, not a curated record.
ACAAAGUGGCGUGUUGAAAGUCAUGAAAAGCAUAGCACCCAGCCCUGAACAAGAUAAAAUCUCAAGUUUGACGGAACUCCUCCAGCCAAAUGUUUCUUGCCAUGGAGAUGAACUCACCAGACAAUUAGUGCCAGAUCAACUGGAUAGCAUUCUGGAACGCAGAGCGAAUGAGUACAAGCAACACCAACUCAGGAGGAAGACACAUGCAGAUAUUAUUAUCGCCCCGGCCAACUCUCCUCUCCAAUAUCCAAUUACAGGUUUCAAGGUAGCUCCUCUGAAGAAAAGUAUGAUACCAGGUCUUGCUCUUCAAACACAAGGGAGAGGCAAGAGUGAGGUGUACAAGGUGUCUUUGAGUGUGAAGAGUGGAGUGCUCUCAGUGGAGGAUGUUCUGGAUGGAGAUCAGGUGGAAGGACAGGGUCAAAGUAAUCUGACCAUCUCAUCCAACAACCUCACACAACUCAAUGAUCUGCUGUCCAGAGUGACCUACACCAGCACCAUCUACCACAUCAGGACAUCAGACUUGGUUCAUUUCUUUUUUGAGGACCAUGAGGCCAUGUUUCCAAUCAUGAUUAGGAGACCAUCAGUACCUGUUCUGUAUGACCCAGGAAAUGGUGAUCAGUUCUACUUCGUUCUGGAGUUUGAUGAGGGAGAUAUGACUGACGGCGGCUGCCUAAGGCGUAUUAGAGGGUUUCAUCAGCCACUUCCAGGCUAUGAUGGCUGCUUUCUAGUCGAUGGUGUCAUUAAUUAUUUCUUGGCCAGGACUGAUGCGGUGCGAAGUGUUGGCUUUGACCCGUUCCUGAAAAGAGUUGGUCACACCGAGUUCUUCAUUGACGGACUUGGAAAGCUGUUGGUUGCCUCCUGUAAAGGCCUUUCUGUUGGUCACCAGACACAUCGGGCACAGGACAAAUAUGACUCUUAUAGGAAUCAAGGGAAACUUGAUGAAGUGAGAAAACUGCUUCACCAUUUCUUUAAGAACUAUCUUAACUACAUCAAGUACUGA